Molecule: messenger RNA, 1689 nt
Organism: Ruditapes philippinarum (Manila clam)
Lineage: Eukaryota; Metazoa; Mollusca; Bivalvia; Venerida; Veneridae
Exons: 5
Source: RefSeq, a predicted model, not a curated record
AUGGAGCAGCCAACAAAAAAACGUAGACGUGGUCCGUAUGGCAAAGACAAAUUUGUUCAUUACUCGGUUGACUGUUCAGUUAAAGAACUAAAACCAGCUGAAUCACUGGCAAACUGUAAUGCCGAGACUUUAAAGGUUUUUCAGUCACCUGAAAUAGAGGUUUUUGAGACUUCUUAUGCGGCAGUUUUUGAGAACCAUGUUACAGAUGUUGAGUCAAGGGCGGAAGAUAAGAGCACAACAACAGAAACAGAUGAAUGUAAUUCCUCAGACAUAGAGAAUAUUUAUGACUGUUUACAUGAGGAAAUAAGAGAGAGAAACUAUGAAAAUUACUGUCUUGCAGAAGAGGAACAGGCUGAAGUUAUUGAAGAAAUUACCGAGGUUAUUGAAACUGCCCAGAUAUCAACAUCUGAAAAGUACAAAGUCAGUAAUGAUGGGGAAUGUGACUCGAGAUCUGCAUCAAAAGCGUUGUUUCAAGGAUCACCAGGGACAUGUCCAUUUUCUAUGGGGCUUGGAUAUCACCAAAAAAAACCACAGGUGUGGUCGUUUUUAAAACCAUUAUAUGAGGAAUUGAAAGUGUUGGAAACAGAAGGAUGUGAGUGCACAGACAGCAAUGGAAAAGUAUUUACAUCAAAGUGUGUUUUACUGACUUGUACAUGUGACCUACCAGCACGAGCUCUGGUAUACAACUGUAUGCAGUUUAAUGGUAGUUAUAGUUGUUGGUAUUGUACAGACAAAGGGGAAACAUAUAAAUUUCCAACUGGUGGAACAUGUCAUGUAUUUCCAUAUAAUCAUAAAAAACCUAAAAGCGAACCCAGAACUAGUGAAACUGUUAAAUCAGAUAUUGCAAGUGUAUGUGAGAACAUUCGGAGCAACUCUAAAAAUUACAUAGUGAGAGGGCAUAAAGGUCCAUUUUGGUUCCUUUAUCUGAAACAUUUUGAUGCUAUAAAUAGUUGUGUUAUUGAUUACAUGCAUGGUGUAUGUCUUGGUGUUAUGAAAACAAUGCUGACGUUAUGGUUUGACAAAUCCAAUAAAGAUGAAUAUUUUUCUGUUUUUAAAUCUAAAAAUACUGUGAAUAAUAUACUUCAAAAUAUCAAACCAACCAUUUACGUUACAAGAGUGCCUAGAAGUUUGGACAAUUUGUGUCACUGGAAAUCAUCAGAGUUCAGAAACUUUCUCCUUUACUGGGGUGUGCCUGUUUUAAGGCAUAUCCUUAAUUCAGAUUAUUUUGUUCAUUUCUGUCUCCUUGUUAGAGCAAUUUACUUAUUAUCAAAAGAAAACAUUAGUGAUAAUGAUCUGAAGCAUGCUGAAGGUGCAUUAUUGUUAUUUGUUGAAUGUUUUCAAAAUCUGUAUGGGCUUCGUUAUUAUACUUUAAAUUUACACCAGCUUGUGCAUUUGGCAGACUGCGUUACACAAACUGGUCCCUUAUUUGUAAAUAACUGUUUCAUAUUUGAAGAUCUGAAUGGCUAUAUUGUAAAGCAUAUAUAUGGAACGCAAGGCAUUGAUAAUCAGUUGAUCAAUAUUAGUGUUAUGUUGAAACUUUAUGCUGAAUUAAAUGACAGUGUUGAUGCCAGGCAUACAUUUCAGGAUGAAAUAGAGCCUGGAAUAAGACCUAUUGGAACUGUAAAGUUGGUAAAACUAAAUGAGGAAGAGUAUAGAAUUGCAUCAGUGUAUGGUAUUGAUAAUGAAAAU